GUUCUGUAUUUGUGUCAAACAUGACCUCAACUUAGGCGGUCUAUUAGCAGGUUGUCAGAAUUAACGAGACUCUGUCUUCUGCUACUGAUACAUCUUACUAUAUCAAGUAUAUCUACAAUUGUUACAUCUCACACCGCUUGACGCUAUGCAAAAUCAACAAACGGUUCGGCAGAUAUUCGAAAGGGUAGAUCGAAACAGGAAUGGAUAUGUGGAUGACACGGAGCUACAAAUGGCAUUGUCAAAUGGUAUAGGAACAACGUUCAACAUACGAACUGUCCAGUUGAUGAUUUCAAUGUUCGACAGAGAUGGAAAUGGAACAAUCGAUGUAAAUGAAUUUACGCAUUUAUUCAGAUAUGUUCAAGAUUGGCAACAAUGUUUUCGUCGAUAUGAUCAAGAUAAAUCUGGACGUAUAGAUUCUCGAGAACUUCAAUGGGCCUUAUCUUCCUUUGGUUAUAGACUUUCUCCUGCUUUUGUACAAAUGAUGAUCGGUCGAUUCGAUCGCAAUAAAUGUGGGCAAAUUGCUUUUGAUGACUUUAUUUAUGCUUGUGUAUGUCUCCAAAUUCUUACCAAUGCGUUCAAACGAUUCGAUAUAAAUUGUAAUGGAUGGGCACAGUUUAAUUUUGAACAAUUUCUGUCUGCUGCAAUGUCGAUUAUUAUUUGAAUGAUAUAUAUAUAUAUAUAUAUAUAUAUAGAUUGUAAAGAGAAUAUAAAGAAGAAUCUGUGUAAUAAUUCCUUCAACAUUAUAGACUGUGAAUCUAUUGUCGUAUUUUGUAAAAAAGAGAAGAACAAAACAAAAAUGUAUCCACUAAUAGUCGAUUUGCUUAUUCCCUAUGAGCUUUCUUCAACACAAGCUCUGUGUGUGUGGGCGCGCUAUAAACAACUGCAACUUGUGAUAUCAGUUAAUGGUCAGCAUUACUGUUGUAACGACUGCUUUCAGGUAUUGCCCCCGUCUGUGUGAUUUUCAAGUUUUUGUGUGUAUUAUUCAAGCACCUUUUUAAAAAAAAGAAACUAUUUCUAGGCUGCUCUCUCUAUGCCCAAGAAGAAACAUCACAUGUGUAUUUUUUUUAAUUUAUUGAUUUGAUUUUAAUGCCAGAAACAAGUGUGUACUCCAACUCUAGUAUGCGUUCUGAAUUUUACUAUUUUACUAGUACUAGUGUUUUACUUCCUUGGUUUUCCUUUUUACUUUUACCUGUGAAUAGCUUUUUGUAAUUCAGUGCUUUUCAUAUGAGAUGAUAUCCUUUUGUCUUGUUAAUAAUAUUGUGGGUAAUUUAUUUAUUUUGAUUUCUGCCUCUUAUUUUGUUUUGUUCUGUUCUGUAACUGUGG
Trichobilharzia szidati is the source of this 1323-nucleotide messenger RNA. The record is from the annotation of a GenBank genome assembly. Lineage: Eukaryota; Metazoa; Platyhelminthes; Trematoda; Strigeidida; Schistosomatidae.